AUGACACUGGGGGAGCCGGGAGGGGCGGACGAGCCCGAGGGCUCCGCGCCGGGCAGGGCAGAGCCCGAGGGAGAGGCGGCGGCAGCGGCGGGGACAGAGCCCCGGGACGCGGCCGAGGGUCCGAAAGGGACAGAGCCCGAGGACGCGAUGGCGGCCCCGGCGGGGACGGAGCACGAAGAAGGGGCCCCGGUGGGGAAAGAGCCCGAGGACGCAGCCGUGGUUCCGAAGGGGACAGAGCCCGAGGACGUGGCGGUGGUCCCGGAGGGGGCAGAGCCCGAGGAGGCGGUGAGGGAGGAAGCCCCGACAGAGAAAGAGCCCGAGGAGGAGGCGACAGUCCCGGCAGAAGCAGAGGGGACAGCCCGGUUGGGGACAGAGCCCGCAGAGGUAGAGGGGACAGUCCCGUCGGGGAUAGAACCCGGAGAGGGAACAGCUCCGUCGGGAGCAGACUCCGGAGAGGCAGAGGGGACAGCCCGGUCAGGGACAGAGCCCCCAGAGGCAGAGGGGAUAGCCCAGUCGGGGACAGAACCCGCAGAGGGAACAGUCCCGUCGGGGACAGAGCCCGGGGAGGCAGAGGGGACAGUCCCGUCGGGAACAGAGCCCGGGCAGGCGCCAGGACAGGCGAUCCCAGAGGGGACAGAGCCCGAGGACUCGUCGGGGACAGGCCCCCAGGAUGAGGUGCAGGAGGCAGCCCCGACGGGCGCAGUCCCCGAGGAGGCUCUGGGGACGGUCCCCGAGGAUGUGCGGGAGGCAGCCCCGAGGGAGCCGGUCCCGCAGGAUGAGGGGCAGGAGGGAACCCCGGCUGGGACAGUCCCUGAGGAAGGGGCGGCCCCGGUGGGGACAGUCCCCGAGGGUGCGGGGCGGGAGGAAAGCCCGGCUGGGACAGAGCCCGAGGAUGCGCUGGGGACAGUCCCCGAGGCUGAGGGGCAGGAGGGAGUCCCUGCGGGGACAGUCCCUGAGGAUGCGGUCCGGGGGGAAGCCCCGUCGGGGAUAGACCCCGAGGAUGCGGUGCGGGAGGCGGCCCCGGCUGGGACAGGGCCCGAGGAGGUGCGGGAGGAAGCCUCGGCUGGGACAAUCCCUGAGGAUGCGGGGCAGGAGAAAACCCCAGUGGGGACAAUCUCUGAGGACGUGGGGCAGGAUGCGGCCCCGUCGGGGACAAUCCCUGAGGAUGCAGGGCAGGAGGAAAUCCCGGCAGGGACAAUCCCUGAGGAUGCGGGACAGGAGAAAACCCCAGUGGGGACAAUCUUUGAGGACGUGGGGCAGGAUGCGGCCCCCUCGGGGACUAUCCCUGAGGAUGCG
Messenger RNA from Neopelma chrysocephalum (saffron-crested tyrant-manakin), 1296 nucleotides. Its product is annotated as chloride intracellular channel protein 6-like. NCBI's taxonomy places the organism in Eukaryota, Metazoa, Chordata, Aves, Passeriformes, Pipridae. The transcript has 2 exons. The record is from RefSeq and is a predicted model, not a curated record. The annotation marks the transcript as partial.